Acanthopagrus latus (yellowfin seabream) is the source of this 3717-nucleotide messenger RNA. It is a transcript of the gene tap1, whose product is annotated as transporter 1, ATP-binding cassette, sub-family B (MDR/TAP). Gene Ontology annotation, biological process: transmembrane transport. The transcript is spliced from 13 exons. The record is from RefSeq and is a predicted model, not a curated record. The coding region runs from base 371 to 2596 and encodes 741 amino acids. Gene Ontology annotation, cellular component: membrane. Lineage: Eukaryota; Metazoa; Chordata; Actinopteri; Spariformes; Sparidae. Gene Ontology annotation, molecular function: ATP hydrolysis activity; ATP binding; ABC-type oligopeptide transporter activity.
ACAACUGUACUGUGUGACACGGAACAUAUAUCAUCUUAUCUCCCAAGGUUUAUGAAAGCUGGACUGGGUAGACAAAUAAUAUACUUUAUAAAAGCAUUUUUUAAAAUUCCUUGCUUGUCUUCGUCUGCCAUUGCGGCAGACACCGGGGACUUUCCGUCGUUAAACAUUAUAAAUAUCUACUUUCGGUUACAGUUUAUCAGUCGAAGAAGCUGAGUCGACGUCUGCACUUGCAGCCGGUUCUGCCUCGUUUAAUAGACAAGUUGUAUUAGUUUUCCAGAGCUAAUAUCGUGGUCGUUUUACAGUCUCAUACGUUUAUCGAUCAGCGGCCACAUCUUAAGUGGGCUCGUCGACACCAGACGCCCUGUGCAUUAUGCAGAAAAUGAGCUACUUCGCCCCGCUGCUUUUCGUGUGCCUGGAUGUGUGUGUGGUGCACAUCAUCCGCCUGGCCCAGCUCUCGCCCCUCCUCGUCUCCAGUCCGUUCAUCACCCUGUGGGGAGGAGCGUUAACCAGGGCGUGCAUCCUGCUCCUCCUCACCUUCACCUACCCUGGGAGCCUGCCGUGGAUGAGCAGCUUCGAGGGGCUCCAGCGCUUAGCGGUCCUUUGCUUCCACUUCCCGGUGUACAUCACUCUUCUCUGGGCACUUGGGCAGUCCACCCUGGAGGAACUGUGGGGAUGGCACUCCUGGGAAAGGGUGUGUCAGGGUUAUGUUGUGGCAGGCGUGUCCUGGCUCUACUGGAGCCGAUAUGUGUCGUCUCUUUUACUCUCCUGGGGUCGAUACAUCUCAUCUCUAGUGAUGAGGGCGCCAGCUGAGAAGCCCAAAGAGGACACCGGGGCCUCGCUGAAGAGACUGAUGGAAUACAUGCUGCCCUAUAUUGGACGUUUUGUUGCUGUGCUGUUUCUUGUGGUCGUUUCUUCUUAUGGUGAGAUGGCUAUUCCUCAGUACACUGGACGUGUGGCGGACUGGAUCAUGAAUGAAGAAGCACCUGAUGCAUUCACAGAGGCCAUCAAAUUCAUGACACUAAUGACUAUUGCCAGUGCUGUGCUUGAGUUUGUAUGCGACCUCAUGUACAACGUCACCAUGAGCCGCAUUCACACCUCGGUGCAGGGAAUUGUCUUCCAGGCUGUCCUGAAACAGGAGAUUGCUUUCUUUGACGCCAAUUCGACAGGUGAACUGGUGUCCCGCAUUACCACGGAUACCAACGAUAUGAGUGAGGCACUGAGUGAGAAACUGAGUCUUGUCAUGUGGUACACGGCACGUUUUGGCUUCCUCCUGUUCUUCAUGGUGAGCCAGUCGUGGAAGAUGACUCUGCUCACUUGCAUGGGACUGCCCAUCAUCUGGGUCAUACCUGAGCUGACUGGACACUUCCACCAGACCAUGGCUAAAAAGGUUCGGGAUUCACUGGCUAAAGCCAACCAGGUGGCCACAGAUACCUUCUCCGCUAUGAAGACAGUGAGGAGUUUUGCCAAUGAGGAUGGCGAGACAGAGAGGUACAGACGGCAACUGGACGAUACUUACGCCCUCAAUAAAAAGGAAGCAGCAGCCUAUGCAGCCUCUACCUGGGCUAACAGCAUGGCCACGUUGGCCCUGAAGGUGUGUAUUCUGUACUAUGGAGGGACUCUUGUGACCAGGGGAGGCGUUAGCAGUGGAGACCUGGUGUCAUUCGUCCUCUAUGAGCUACAGUUUGCCUCCGCUGUUGAGGCUGUCAUGCAUUAUUACCCGGAGGUGAAGAAGGCGAUCGGUGCAUCUGAGAAGAUCUUUGAGUAUCUGGAUCGCAAACCUAAAGUACCUCCAGCGGGCAGUCUGACCCCUCGAAAUCUUGAGGGACACAUUCAGUUCAAAAAAGUUACAUUUUCCUAUUCUGGCAGGACGGACGAAGAAACUCUCGUUCUAAAGGAUGUAUCUAUAGACAUAAAGCCAGGCGAAGUCACUGCCAUCGUGGGGCUCAACAGAUCAGGGAAGUCCACUUGUGUCAAACUGCUGGAGAGAUUUUACCAGCCGCAAGCCGGGGAGAUCCUGCUGGAUGGGAAACCACUGCAAAGCUACAAAGACGAGUACCUACAUGAAAAGAUCGCUGUGGUGAGCCAAGACUGUGUGCUGUUUGCUCGCUCUGUGCGGGAGAACAUCAAGUAUGGCUGCGAGGACGCCUCUGAUGAGGAGAUGUACAAGGCUGCCAAGCUGGCUAGUGCCCACGACUUCAUCAUGGAACUGUCAAAUGGAUAUGACACAGAUGCUGGUGAGAAGGGAGGACAGGUGUCUGGAGGCCAGAAGCAGCGCAUUGCCAUUGCUAGAGCGUUAAUCAGACAUCCCAAAAUCCUGAUAUUGGACAACGCCACCAGUGACUUGGACUCAGAGAACGCAUACCAGGUGCACCAAGCUUUGUUGAACCAAACCAACAACUGCACCGUGCUGUUGAUUUCCAACAACGUAAGCGUUGUAGAGAAGGCCAACCGUAUAUUUGUCCUCCAUGAAGGGAUGGUAAAGGAGGAGGGCAGCCAUGAUGUGCUGCUGGAGAAAGACGGUCUUUAUGCUGAACUGGUCAGAAAGCAGAACAUGGGCUUCCACCGUCAACAAGAGGAGAAGAAUGAUACACACUGAUGUGUGCGGGCGGAGGUUGUCAAAGCCACUGGAAGGUUGUUGAUGAAAUGUCCAGACUUAAAAUGGUCAAAACUCCAGAAUUACUAUGAAUAACAACUUCAUUGUGAGACCACAUUCCAUAACACGCAAGUGUUGGUAGAGUUUAUGGCCAUUAAGAAUAUUUUCCUUCUCCAUGCACAUUGGAAAUAGGCAAAAUGUACUUGAAAUUUCUACUCCAGAAAAUGUUAUUAUAGAUAAUAAAAUAGUACAUUUUCUGGAACAUGCCCAGAUUCAACAUAUCACAUAUUAAGGUUCUUCAGCACAUUGAUGCAAAUCAUCACCAAAAAUCAAGUCCUGCUCAUUGACUUGCAACAUUGAUCACAACACAGAUUCCAAUUUUCAUCGUCCAAUGGUAUUUAUUUAGCCAGCGAGGCAGCUGGAUUUGCGAGAUCUCCUGAUCUCACAAAUACAUCUUUACAGACUUCAGUCAGUGCGCUUGGGGUAGAACACACAGUUGUGCAACCAAUCAGCUUCCUAUGAGGAACUACUGGCAGCUACGGGUGAGGUUCACAUGUGAGGACCAGCGGGAGAGGUGACCGAAUGGAAACGACAAUGGCGGCUCUUCAAGAGGUUUGCGUAGCUGCUCCCAAAGCAUUAGUUCAGUCAGAAUUGGAGAGUGUUAUCCACUGAAAGGAUAUCAAGUCACAGCUUUCGAUCUUCCGGCUGUCUUUAGUAUAAUUAUUAUUUACCAGCUGGCUCCACUGGUGGUAGCAUGUGUGUAACAAACUGGCCCUUCUGGUUAGAUAUUUAUAACCGUAUCACCCAACCCUAGUUCCUACUGGGCAGCUGACGUACGCCAAUGGGUGUGAAUGAGAUUUUAUGAUGUUCACACACAUAAUAUCUUCAUACACUUGUAGAUGUAGAUGUAGAAGGAAUCAAUCAGAUAAGACUUUAGAGAUUGCGAAAUGCAAUAUUUAAAAAUUAAUGUCAGAAAAUGUUUUGUUUGUAUUUAUUUUUCUUAAUUUUCUGCAUAUUUGUUUUGUUUUUAUUGAACUUGUCCCUGUAUUGAUAAUUCCUUACUAUGUUUUAACCUGUUGGCUUAUUGUUUGUUGAGCUUCUAAAAUAAAUCUUUUGAACUCUUU